This is a messenger RNA of Enterobius vermicularis (human pinworm), 1329 nucleotides long. Lineage: Eukaryota; Metazoa; Nematoda; Chromadorea; Rhabditida; Oxyuridae. The record is from the annotation of a GenBank genome assembly.
AUGGCUGUCCCACAAAAUAGUCCAGAUAAGCCUCCGUACAAAGUUGCUGAUAUCUCGCUAGCCGAAUGGGGUAGAAAGGACAUAUCAUUAUCGGAAGAAGAAAUGCCCGGUCUAAUGUCGUUGCGUAGGAAAUAUGGUCCGCAGAAACCGCUGAAGGGGGCUCGAAUAGCUGGUUGUUUACAUAUGACUAUACAAACGGCUGUGCUUAUAGAGACUUUGGUAGAGCUUGGUGCUGAGGUGCAGUGGUCCUCCUGUAACAUCUUUUCGACUCAAGAUCAUGCUGCGGCUGCUAUUGCCAAAGCUGGUAUUCCUGUUUAUGCUUGGAAGGGCGAAACAGAAGAAGAAUAUGAGUGGUGUAUUGUUCAGACAUUAAGGUUUAAAGAUGGUCAGCUGCUUAAUAUGAUUUUGGAUGAUGGUGGUGACCUUACCAACUUGGUUCACACUAAGUAUCAGGAAGCGCUGCCAGGAAUUUUUGGACUGAGUGAAGAAACAACAACAGGAGUUCAUAAUCUAGUUAAGAUGCUCAAAGCAGGGACACUGAAGAUUCCUUCAAUCAAUGUUAAUGACAGCGUAACAAAAUCUAAAUUUGAUAAUCUUUACGGUAUACGAGAGUCACUUCCUGACGGUAUUAAACGAGCAACCGAUGUGAUGCUUGCAGGAAAAAUUUGUAUUGUUUGUGGUUAUGGUGAUGUGGGCAAGGGCUCUGCAGCUGCUUUAAGAUCGUUUGGCGCCCGCGUUAUAAUAACUGAAAUCGAUCCCAUUAAUGCGUUGCAGGCCGCUAUGGAAGGUUAUGAGGUGAAGACACUGGAGGAGGUCGCUCAUUUAGGACAAGUGGUAGUGACGACUACCGGGUGCAAAGAUAUUGUUCGUGGUGAACACCUAAUUGAGCUCCAAGAAGAUGCAAUAGUUUGUAAUGUUGGCCAUUUUGAUUGCGAAAUCGACGUUAAGUGGCUGAAGGCCAAUGCUGUUGAAAAAGUUAAUAUAAAGCCACAGGUUGACAGAUACAAGUUGAAGAACGGCCGCCAUGUUAUUCUCUUAGCUGAGGGUCGUUUAUGCAAUCUGGGCUGCGCUACUGGCCAUCCGUCUUUCGUAAUGAGCUGCUCUUUUACGAAUCAGGUCUUGGCCCAAAUAGAACUGUAUACUAAACAUGGAACUCCGCAGGAAUAUAAGGUUGGUGUGUAUGUUCUUCCCAAGACACUUGAUGAGGAGGUGGCGCGACUUCACUUGGACAAGCUUGGUGUCAAAUUGACGAAGCUGACGCAAGAACAGGCUGAUUAUAUUGGUGUGAAAGUUGAAGGCCCGUAUAAGCCGGACCAUUAUCGUUAUUGA